Puntigrus tetrazona (Sumatra barb) is the source of this 2425-nucleotide messenger RNA. RefSeq names its product UDP-Gal:betaGlcNAc beta 1,3-galactosyltransferase, polypeptide 1a (gene b3galt1a). Bases 956 to 1945 code for a protein of 329 amino acids. Gene Ontology annotation, molecular function: N-acetyl-beta-D-glucosaminide beta-(1,3)-galactosyltransferase activity. Lineage: Eukaryota; Metazoa; Chordata; Actinopteri; Cypriniformes; Cyprinidae. The record is from RefSeq and is a predicted model, not a curated record. Gene Ontology annotation, cellular component: membrane. The transcript has 2 exons.
GAUUCGCCUUCUGCGGGCGGGCUCCUGAUUGGACAGCGCUCUAUAACUCGCCGCAGCGCACCACCUCGCAACCAUUCGACCGCUCGUUCGAUACGCCGCGCGUUCGCAUCGUGCUCUGAAGAAAACUGGCAGGAUUUCACGAAUGCAGAGAAUCUGCCCGAAAAGACUCGCGUAAAGUGGGAUCUGGAAAGAACGCUGUCAUAUGCAAAGAGCACGUCUCGGCUUUCUGUGACCUACAGACAAAGAGACAUCCUGCAGUACCUGAACUGAGAAGCAUCUCUGUCCACUCCACCCUAUAUGCUUUUAUUAAUGGUGUCAGAGCAGACGCAAUGCGGUGAUGACCCACAGUGAUAGAAGGUCAAUCAUUGGGAAGUGGAUGCAAAUCUCAGCACAAUUGGAGUAUAGAACCUUCUAGAAACUAUUUGACUUUUUUGAAUGGCUAAGGUAGGAUAUCUGUGUCGUAAUUAUAGCAGAAAUGCUAGCAAAGAUUAUUUGUUUUAAAUCUUUUUAUGAACCUAAAUCAGAAAACAAGCAGUAAUAGCAAAAGAGACUCUAAUAAAUACAUAAUCUAUUAAUACUUUUAGUAUCAAAAAGUAUCAGUUGAAUAAAUAAUCAUAUAUUCAACUGAAUCAUUUUAAGUCAUCCCCUAAUUUAGAACCAUUGAUAUAGAAUGUAAAUAUGAAUAAAGAGAAAGCCUUCUUAGUCCUUUUUCUAUAACUGCACAUGAAGGAAUAGUUCUAUCUUUUUAAAUCACAAGAAAUGAUUGGUAGAAAAAAGCCUUUAGGGAAAAUAUUAGGUGAUGUCUGUGUUUCUGUAAUAAAUGCUUCUGAGCAGAACUAAACCAGCACUGACAUCAAAAGAUGGAUGGUUUGUGCUCAGCUGAGCAAUGCUUUCCAAAUAACUACACGUGAUUGGCCCCCGUGGGCUAAACGCAGGUGAUCCAGCCACUGACGAGAUGCCAUCGAAGGUGUCAUGCCUGUAUUUGCUGACUGUGGUCUGCUGGGCCAGUGCUCUGUGGUAUCUCAGUGGCUCUCGGCCCUCAACCACCUACGUAGGUCAGAUGACCUUCACCGCCCGCAAACCGCUGCCGAGGAUCUCGAAGAACGACACGUUCAGCAAUAUCCGAACGCGUGCUCUGAACCCCCACAAUUUCAAGUUCCUCAUCAAUGAGCCCAACAAAUGUGAAAGCACAACGCCCUUUCUUGUUCUCCUCAUAAGCACCAACCACAAGGAGUUCGAUGCCCGCCAGGCGAUCCGCGAGACGUGGGGAGAUGAGAACACGUUCGGCGAAGUUCGCAUUUUGACUCUGUUCCUUCUUGGGUUCAGCACCGAACCUGUCCUCAACCAGAUGGUGGAACAAGAGAGCCAGAUCUUCCAUGACAUCCUAGUCGAGGACUUUGUGGAUUCCUACCACAAUUUGACCCUGAAGACUCUCAUGGGUAUGCGAUGGGUGUCUACGUUCUGCCCCAGCGCGCAAUACAUCAUGAAAACGGACAGUGAUAUAUUUGUUAAUAUGGACAAUUUAGUGUUUAACCUUCUAAGACCAAACUCUAAACCAAGGCGACGCUUUUUCACAGGUCAUGUGAUAAACGGAGGACCCAUACGGGACGUUCACAGCAAGUGGUUCAUGCCCAGAGAGCUUUACCCCGACAGCAGGUACCCACCUUUUUGCUCUGGCACUGGAUACAUCUUCUCUGGAGACGUUGCAGAGCUGGUUUAUAAGACCUCGCUCCAUACUAGACUCCUACAUCUGGAGGAUGUUUAUGUGGGACUAUGUCUGCGGAAACUAGGCAUUCAUCCUUUCCAGAACACUGGAUUCAAUCAUUGGAAAAUGACCUACAGUCUCUGCCGCUACCGAAAAGUCUUGACUGUGCAUCAGAUCUCACCAGAGGAGAUACUGAGAAUAUGGAACGAUAUGUCCAACAAGAAACACCUCAAAUGUUAGUGUUUUCGCUGAUGUGUGAUAAUGAAAAUAUGGUUAUGUAUUGGUAUUCAAGGAACACUCCACUUUUUUUUUUUAAAUGGGCUUAUUCUCCAACUCCCCUACAGUUAAUAAGUUUAGUUUUACCUUUUUUAAAUCCAAUCUUCAGGUCUGGCAAUAGCACUUUUAGCAUAGCUUAGCAUAGAUCAUUGAAUCCAAUUAGACCAGUAGCAUAUGAUUAGGAACUAUACUCUCAUUCCGUUGUAAUAACCGAGGAUGUGUACUGCGUGUGCUGCGGGCAUGAUACGGCAGCAAACUUCCCUGAUUAUUACUCCGGAAUGAGAGUAUAGUUCCUAAUUAUAUCCGCCUAGAAAAUUUCUGCUAGUCUUAGUACACAAUAUAACUACAGAAGAGUCAAGAUUUAAAUAGGAAAAAUACUAAAACACUGGUCAUUUUUGAUCGCGAUGCUACUGGUCUAAUUGGAUUCAGUGAUAUAUUCUACAC